Messenger RNA from Hirsutella rhossiliensis, 1980 nucleotides. Its product is annotated as kinase. Gene Ontology annotation, biological process: mitotic DNA damage checkpoint signaling; protein phosphorylation. Gene Ontology annotation, cellular component: nucleus. Lineage: Eukaryota; Fungi; Ascomycota; Sordariomycetes; Hypocreales; Ophiocordycipitaceae. Bases 1 to 1980 code for a protein of 659 amino acids. Gene Ontology annotation, molecular function: protein serine/threonine kinase activity; ATP binding; protein binding. The record is from RefSeq and is a predicted model, not a curated record. The transcript has 6 exons.
AUGGCUCCUCGCACCGAGAAGAGCCAAUUGAAGCGUCCGCGCGGUUCCCUGCCCGAGGACGCAACCGAGUCCAAGAAGCCUCGACGUUCCGAUCGCCUCUCCCAGGCCGCCCCGGACAAGACUCCCGUCGCCAACAGGAAGCACCUCCCUUCUCCCGUCACCCACCAGACGGAGCAGUCGUCCAGCGACCUGUGCAAGGAGCCCACCGCCACCCCCCCCGGGGCCGACGCCGACCAUGUGACCCCGCGCAAGUCGGACGAGCCCUGGGCUCAAGGCCAGACCCUCUCCUCGCCGCCUCAAGACACACAACCCCUUAGCCAGUACCUCGAUCGUCACCCGGCUCUCUCCGACGAGGUUGAGGACGAGGUCAAGGAGGGCGUCUGGGGCUACCUGGUUCCUCUGGAUCCCAAGUACGGUGACAAGCCCUUGGUGCUCAAGAGGCGGAGCGGCCAGGACCCGGGUCAGAAUGCCAAGCCGGCCGCGCUCAGGGAGGAGGAGGCCUAUGAGCGCACAAAGAUCAAGGGCGCCGCGUCCGGCGGCUUCUUGAUAGGCCGCCAUCCCGAGUGCGACAUCGUUGUAGGCGACGGGGUCGUCUCCAACCGACAUUGUCUCCUCUUCACCGAGAACAAGGGCACCGACGCCGUCGCCAUCGUCGAGGACUUGUCCAGCAACGGCACCUUUGUCAACGAGGCCAUUGUCGGUCGUAACCAGCGCCGAGAGCUCGAAGACCAGGAUGAAAUCGCCGUCCAUGGCAAGGCGAGGUUUGUCUUUCGCUAUCCCCAAAGCCGGCAGACAAGCGGCUUCUUGCAGCAGUACACGCUCCAGGAGAAGCUCGGCAAGGGCCACUUUGCCGAAGUGUACCUGUGCGUGGAAAAGGUCUCUGGUCAACGCUAUGCCGUCAAGAUCUUCACCAAGCCGGGAGGUGUCGAAGACCGGUCCAAGACCGAGGGGCUCCAGCAGGAAAUUGGCGUUUUGAUGGGUGUCAGCCACCCCAACGUCCUGUGUCUCAAGGACACUUUCAACGAGCGCGAUCGCGUCUAUCUGGUGUUGGAGCUGGCGCCCGAGGGCGAGUUGUUCAACUACAUUGUGAUGAAGCAGAAGCUCGGCGAGGACGAGACGCGCCGGCUUUUCAAGCAACUCUUCCAGGGCAUCAAGUAUCUGCACGAACGCAACAUUGUCCACCGAGACAUUAAGCCAGAGAACAUUCUCGUGGUUGACAAGAACUUGAGCGUCAAGCUGGCCGAUUUUGGCUUGGCCAAGAUCAUUGGCGAAGAGUCCUUUACGACCACCUUGUGCGGCACGCCUAGCUAUGUGGCCCCCGAGAUCCUGGCCGAUUCCAAGCAGCGCAAGUACACAAAGGCGGUCGACAUCUGGUCCCUCGGCGUCGUUCUCUACAUUUGUCUUUGCGGAUUCCCUCCGUUUUCCGACGAGCUGUACUCGAGGGAUUUCCCGUUUACGUUAUCGCAGCAGAUCAGGAGCGGCCGCUUCGACUACCCCUCGCCCUAUUGGGACUCUGUGGGCGACCCGGCGCUCGACCUCAUUGACUCAAUGCUCAUCGUGGACCCGGAGAAGCGACACACCAUUGACCAAUGCCUGUCGCACCCUUGGCUGACACAGAAGGCGCAAAAUGUCAACGACAGCACGGGCGGGCUUGUCGGCGGCAUAGCCGGUCUCGAGGUCAAUCGCCGGGCGCCGAAUCGCGAGAGAACGUUGUUGGCAUCGCUCAAUUCAGUGCAGGUAACCGCGCAACUUCCCACCGGGGAGGACGGGGCCCGCGUCAAAGUAUUCGCCAAGAAUAAGCACCCCGUCACCAAGACACCCAAGGAAUCGGCGCCCGACGGCCAGAGAGCCCCGGGAGAGUUUAUGGAGAUGGGAGGUAAGGGAGACCAGCAACUCUUUGCAGACGAUAGCUCAAGUGUUUAUCCCGUCGGCGACGCAGUCGCCAAAACCAAAACGAAGGGCAAGGCCCGUGGACGAUGA